AUGCUCAGAGAACAGACUGUUCAGGCCACAAAAGAUGCCGGAACAAUUGCGGGACUGAAUGUGUUGCGGAUCAUCAAUGAGCCGACUGCUGCAGCACUUGCCUACGGACUUGACAAGAAAUUGAGAGGCGAACAGAAUGUGCUGAUCUUUGAUCUGGGUGGUGGAACCUUCGAUGUUUCCAUUCUGACCAUAGAUGAAGGUUCUCUCUUUGAGGUGAAAGCCACAUCAGGGGACACUCAUCUUGGAGGCGAAGAUUUUGAUAAUCGCAUGGUGGACCAUUUUGUGGCUGAAUUCAAGCGAAAGUUCAAGAAGGACCCCUCAACAAAUGCACGAGCCAUUCGACGCUUGAGGACUGCAUGUGAAAGAGCGAAGCGGACACUAUCAAGCAGCACAGAAGCAGCUGUGGAGAUUGAUGCCCUCUAUGAGGGCAUUGACUUCUACACAAAAAUUACCAGAGCCAGGUUUGAGGAGCUGUGUAUGGACCUAUUUAGGAGCACUAUGGAACCAGUGGAGAAGGCACUGAGGGAUGCAAAAAUGGACAAGGGGAUGAUCAAUGAGAUUGUAUUGGUUGGUGGUUCUACAAGGAUUCCUAAGAUCCAGAAGCUGCUGAAAGAUUUCUUCAAUGGCAAGGAGCUGAAUGGUAGCAUCAAUCCUGAUGAGGCUGUUGCCUAUGGUGCAGCAGUCCAGGCUGCAAUUUUAUCUGGAGACUCAAGUGCAAGUAUCAAGGAUGUGCUGCUGGUUGAUGUUUCGCCACUGUCUUUAGGCCUGGAAACUGCUGGUGGAGUGAUGACAAAGAUCAUUGAGAGGAACUCAACAGUGCCAACCAAGGCAUCCAAGGUGUUUACCACCUACAGUGACAACCAGCCAGCAGUCACCAUCCAGGUGUUUGAGGGUGAGAGAGCCCUGACAAGGGACAACAACCUCUUAGGUAGAUUUGACCUGACUGGAAUUCCUCCUGCACCCCGUGGCAUUCCCCAAAUUGAAGUUACCUUCAACAUUGAUGCCAAUGGAAUUUUGCAAGUGACAGCCAAGGAUACUAGCACAGGGAGGUCAAAUAACAUCACCAUCACGAAUGACCAGGGCAGGCUAUCCAAGGAGGAAAUUGAACGCAUGCUGGCUGAUGCAGAGAAAUACAAGGCAGAGGAUGACAAGCAAAGAGAAAGAGUUGCUGCAAGAAAUCAGCUGGAGGGUUAUGUGUUCAGUGUCAAGCAGGCAGCAAAUGAUGCAGCUGACAAGUUGAGCCAAGCAGACAAGGACUCCAUCAACCAGCAGUGUGAACAAUGCCUCAAAUGGCUGGACAACAACAAUCUGGCUGAGAAGGAAGAAUUCGAACACAAGCAGAAGGAGCUGGAGAGGACCAUCACUCCCAUAAUGACAAAAAUGCAUCAAUCUGGUGGUCCUCAGCAGCAGCGCUGUGGAGAAUCCCAGGGCCAUGGUGGAAAGCAACAGGGCCCCACUGUUGAAGAAGUUUAUUGA
This is a messenger RNA of Notodromas monacha, 1476 nucleotides long. The record is from the annotation of a GenBank genome assembly. Lineage: Eukaryota; Metazoa; Arthropoda; Ostracoda; Podocopida; Cyprididae.